This is a messenger RNA of Alternaria triticimaculans, 846 nucleotides long. RefSeq lists its product as uncharacterized. NCBI's taxonomy places the organism in Eukaryota, Fungi, Ascomycota, Dothideomycetes, Pleosporales, Pleosporaceae. The transcript has 2 exons. Bases 1 to 846 code for a protein of 281 amino acids. The record is from RefSeq and is a predicted model, not a curated record.
AUGACUCAGAAAGCCAACGCCGGUGAGAAGGCCUUCCAAGAAAGCACCAAAAUUCUCUCAGACUAUCUCUCCAGCACCACAGACACCCCACCCGCAACGACUGCAUCAGCAAUCGUGACCUCUGUCAACGCCUCAUCAAAACCCGCAGAUACCGGCUUCGAAGUCACAAAUCUACUCCUAGACACAGUCGCACAAUUCUCCACCUCACACGACCCUAUUAUCGCCCUCCUUCCCGCCAUCCGCGCCAUACCCCCCACCCCAAACCCAGUCUACUACCACCUCGAAUCCAUGCACCGGGAAAACUAUGACGGCAUAUCCGGACUGCGAUAUCUCUGGAAACCGGAAGAUAAGCAAGCGACCACUACGCCGGGUGACAGAUGGGUUAAUUAUAAUGUCUUCACUGCCAAAUUGGCCACCUCUGGAUACGACAACGGCUACUUUAUGUUCGGCUUCUUUUGCCUACGUGACACGCUCGAGAAGGAAAGAGAAUCAAGAGAAGACGAGGUCGAAAAACACAUUCGCCCUUUUUCCCUCGAGCGUUCCGCGAUCGGUGCCGAUGACGUGCUAAACUACGACCUAAUAGCCGCAGCUGAUUGGGUCGUCACAGGCGCAUCUCACAUGUACCGCUUAGGCAACUCGAUCUUUGUAGAAGGGUUGGAGAGAGGUAUCGCAGUGAAGACGGACUUUUGGAACGGAGAGCCGGGGUUGUCGUCGGGAAGGUGGAGGCUGUGGCAGAGUAGGUUUGAAUAUUUUGCGGAAGAGCCGUAUGUAAAGGAGGGGGUGAGGGUGCUGUGUAAAGCGGCGGUUGUGGCGAUUGGGAAGGUCUUGUUGACAAAGGUGGAUUGA